AUGCGAACAUCGCGAGCCUCAAAGGAGACAUCCAAGGUCCUUCAGGCCUUGUCGCCCCCAGCGCGCCGCCAAACACGUAGUGCGGCGCUCACGACCAGCGCCCUGAAGAGUUUCGCCUACAAUGGCGAUUCAACCCUGACCCCCGAGUCGAUCCCGACCAUUGCGCGCAUCCCCACCCUUAAAAGCGACGAUGAAUCCUCCCUAUCCUCUGCGAAUACCGCUGACAUCGAAGAUCUGGUGGAUGACUUGGAACCGUCCGCGAAACGCCGAAAACGCAACGCCAGCUCGAAGGUCUUGUCUGUCUCCAAUCGCUCGUCGCGCAAGCCCCUCGUGAAGGAAGACCCAGAUACCAAAUCGGCACCGCCAGCAAAGGCGCGACGAAUGCCCGCUCGAAAGACCCGUGAUGCAGAUGGCGCCGUGGUGGUUGAGCCGCCUUCGAACUGGGAGACCAUGUACAAUAUUGUGAAGAAGAUGCGCGAGGACAAUCCCACGGCACCCGUAGAUACCAUGGGCUGCGCGGAACUAUACUGGCGAGCGUCAUCGCCGCGCGACCGUCGUUUUCAGACCCUCGUUGCAUUGAUGCUCUCGUCCCAAACGAAGGAUACAGUGACCGCGGUUGCGAUGCAACGCCUACAUACCGAGCUUGGAGACGAUCAACUGCAAUCAGAUUGUGCAAGCGACAUCAAGCCGGAGCAUGAACAGCCGGAAUGCAUCAGUGAUAUCAGAAUUAAAGCCGAAGAAGACGACUCCAAGGCGCUCCAGGACAAGGACAGCACUCUGAACCUGGAAAAUAUUCUUGCCGUGUCCCCGACCCGCCUCAACUCUCUCAUCGAGAAAGUAGGCUUCCAUAACAACAAAACCAAAUACAUCAAGGCAGCCGCGCUUAUUCUGCGUGACCAGUAUAAUGGUGACAUCCCUGCGACCCCCGAAGGACUUAUGAAACUUCCGGGUGUUGGCCCCAAAAUGGCUUAUCUCUGCAUGAGUGCUGCCUGGGGCAAGCACGAGGGGAUCGGCGUCGAUGUCCAUGUCCAUCGUAUCACCAACCUGUGGGGGUGGCACAAAACCAAGACGCCAGAGGAAACACGGAUGGCGUUACAAUCCUGGUUACCUCGGGACAAGUGGCACGAGAUUAAUAAGUUGCUAGUUGGCUUAGGGCAGACGGCCUGUCAACCAGUCAAGCGAAGGUGUGGGGAGUGCUAUCUGGCGGGCACGAAGCUCUGCAAGAGCGAAGUCAAAGGCCUGACUCCCGUUAAACGUGAAAUCGGCGUCAAGACGAGCCCUGAACUCGAUGAGCCGAAGAUUAAAAUCGAGACGUCCUGA
Messenger RNA from Penicillium macrosclerotiorum, 1320 nucleotides. RefSeq names its product endonuclease III domain-containing protein. Gene Ontology annotation, molecular function: DNA binding; oxidized pyrimidine nucleobase lesion DNA N-glycosylase activity; DNA-(apurinic or apyrimidinic site) endonuclease activity. The transcript has a single exon. Lineage: Eukaryota; Fungi; Ascomycota; Eurotiomycetes; Eurotiales; Aspergillaceae. Gene Ontology annotation, biological process: base-excision repair, AP site formation; base-excision repair; nucleotide-excision repair. Gene Ontology annotation, cellular component: nucleus. The record is from RefSeq and is a predicted model, not a curated record. Bases 1 to 1320 code for a protein of 439 amino acids.